AGUACCCAACUUUAAAAUGAUUUUAUUUGCUUUCAGCACUCAGUGUUCAGAGAUACAGUAACCAGUAAUAGUCAACAUGAGUUUUUGUACGGAAUUAGUUUAUUUUUUGUAUUUAUUCUGCCUUGUGGAAACUUCACCAAUCGUGUCGAUAAAUGGACAACGAAUGGAGUUGACGGAAAAUGAGGUCAAGCUUUUGACUUUCAAUUUCACCGAAACGGAUAGGCCUGUCAAAGUAUUUAUCCAGAGUUCAAAUACUGAAAUUUUCACAGUUAUUGCAGGCACUCAUCAUAAUAUUACUGAUGGACAAUAUGGGAAUUUUUCUACUCAAAUUCACGGUGAAUUUUUAGGACGUGCCGAGUUGCAUUUGUAUGUAAACAAAUAUUUCCAAGGGACGCAACCGAGCGAAGCAAUAAGCGAACGUGCUGUAAACGAAACCUGGUACAAAGUUGAUGAUUCUGUCGACAUUGUAGUUAAGCGAGCUGACAGUCCACUGAACACGGUUUUCACUUCCAUUGUGAUCAUAUUGGUAUGCUUAGCAAACAUUGCCAUGGGCUGUAAGACUGAGCUGAAGGAAGUGAGGAAAACCAUGAGGAGACCUGUCGCACCUGUUACAGGGCUACUUUCACAAUUCAUCCUCAUGCCACUGAUAUCUUUAGGAGUUGGUUACUUGCUUGGACUAAAUGCAGCCUUGUGGUUUGGAUUCUUUGCUAUGGGUUCCUCACCAGGUGGAGCUGCUAGUAACAUAUACUGUUAUCUGUUGGAUGGGGAUGUGUCUUUGAGUGUUACCAUGACAUUCAUCAGUACUUUAUCAUCUUUAGCCCUGAUUCCUGCCUGGAUUUACAGUGUAGGGGUAAAUGUGAUCUACAAGGAUAUAGAAAUCUCCAUUCCAUUCACCAACAUCAUCAUCUCUCUGAUAGGCCUGAUCAUUCCUGUUGGCAUUGGAAUUCUGAUACAGACAAAGAGACCGAAGUGGGCCAAGUUCAUUGAGAAGUUAGUUCGACCAAUCACCGUUAUUUUUGUAAUUUUGGUAUUUACUGUAGGGGUGUAUGCUAAUCUUUAUGUGUUUAAACUACUUACGCCUGUGACACUACUGGCAGGUGCCCUUGUUCCAUAUUGUGGGUUUUUCUUUGGUGCUGUUGUUGCUUUCCUUACGCGACACGAUAGACAGAAAAUUCUCACUAUUGCCAUUGAGACAGGUAUCCAAAAUACGGGUAUUUCCAUCGUCAUGCUUCAGUUAUCACUGCCUCUUCCAGACUCUGAUAUAGGAAUUGUGGCUCCGAUUAUAUGUUCUGUUUUCACCCCUAUCCCAAUGGCAAUUGCCAUUAUAUCAUAUGAAAUAAAGAAAAGGUGUUGCACAAAGAAGCCUCCAAACAGUGAGAAAAUGGGAGGUUUAGAUAAAGUGGCAAAUGCUGAAAAUUCAGAGGUGAAAGGGUUGUCUUACCAGCCUGUGACUGAGAAAGGAAGUGAUAGUGAAGCUGAUGCAACCAAAGAAAUGGAAGAAGACGGAGACGUAAAACAAAAGAAUGGAACAAUUUGACUUGUCAGGUGUGUGGAGUGUAUGUGUCCUUAGAUGCAUUGUGCAGUAUAGCAGUAGGAAUAAAUAUUGGUGAUAAGACAUUGCUCAGUGUAAAAGUGAUAUUAUUUUUUAAAAGAAUUUAUAAAGUUAAUGUGACCCAAGAGAAAAUAGUAAAUAUUCAUGGUAAAAGUUGAUUACUUUAAGGAAAAAUAGUUAAUAUGACUUGGAAAAAAUGGUAAAUAUUGGUCAGUGUAAAAGUGAUAUUAAUCAAUUUAAAGAAUAUUGAUUUUAAUUAACUGUAACUGUCAUUUGUUGUAAUAAUUGAGUACUCUCUGUACCUGUAAAGAUUUACUGUAAACCAGAGGCCUGUUCAACAGAUCAAGUGCUCAGGAACAUUUCUGUUGGAGGGAUAAGGGAUUUUGGCGAGCGCUUGCGAACGUUCACUCUGUUGAAGAUGCCUCAGAUUUUAUUUGUGUGUGAGAAAUAUCUGUGACUUUCAAGACUUUUUUUAUGCUCUUGAAUAUUUCUCACCUUAAACCAUUAAUUUAACUUUUCAAAGCUAUAUAUGGCGUAUCUGAGCUUAAAAAAUAAAAAUACGAGAUUGAGUGUAGAUGAACAUGAUAUUUGUUAUUAUCGUUCAAAUUAAAAUUUUCACCAAUUUUGAACUUGAAUAAUCCCACGUUUCUAUAGUUAAAUUGAUUUUAAACUGUGUCUG
This is a messenger RNA of Saccostrea echinata, 2231 nucleotides long. RefSeq names its product ileal sodium/bile acid cotransporter-like. The record is from RefSeq and is a predicted model, not a curated record. The transcript is spliced from 3 exons. Bases 77 to 1537 code for a protein of 486 amino acids. NCBI's taxonomy places the organism in Eukaryota, Metazoa, Mollusca, Bivalvia, Ostreida, Ostreidae. Gene Ontology annotation, cellular component: membrane.